AUGAAGAAUCUAAUUAUUUCAAAAACUGAUCAAUUAUUGCAUUUCGUAUUUCCAAAUCGAUGUUACGAAAUAAUGCUUCUGAAAUAUAACCUCCUUCAUCAGGAAUGUGUAUCGAUGCUUAUGUCGCGACUGCUUGGACUUGGUAUAACUGUUAUGUCAUUGCUUCUAUUCAUACCACAAAUUUUGAAAAUUCAGUUUGCACAGUCGGGUGAAGGGAUUUCAUUGUUAUCGCAGUUGUUGGGAUUCUUUGCCUGUUUUGCAGUAACAUCUUAUAGUUACGCUAAGGGAUAUGUUUUCGUUCAGUGGGGUGAUUCAUUCUUUGUGACAGUCCAAAUGGUCAUAAUAAUUAUCCAGAUUUUAUGGUUUUCAUCACGGCAAGCUUACGCAGCAGUAUUUCUUGCAUUUUGCUGGACAAUUAGUUGUGCAGUAAUGGGUGAAUAUAUCCCAACUGACGUUCUUGCGUUGCUUCAAGCUAUUAGUAUCCCAGUUGUUAUUGUUGCCAAAUUUUUACAAAUUCGGGCAAACUACCAGCGACAGAAUACUGGCCAACUAUCAGUGAUCUCAGUAUUUCUCCAAUUCGCAGGAUGUUUGGCUCGAAUAUUUACUUCCUUAAAAGAAACGGGUGACCAGCUGAUGGUUAUCACUUACAUUAUUGCAGCUUUAUUAAAUGGCAUAAUUUUUGUUCAGUUUCUUCUCUACUGGAGCAAUGUGGAAAUGAAGAAAAAGGUGUCUUGA
Messenger RNA from Brugia malayi, 735 nucleotides. RefSeq lists its product as uncharacterized. Lineage: Eukaryota; Metazoa; Nematoda; Chromadorea; Rhabditida; Onchocercidae. Gene Ontology annotation, biological process: oligosaccharide biosynthetic process. The transcript has 4 exons. The coding region runs from base 1 to 735 and encodes 244 amino acids. The record is from RefSeq and is a predicted model, not a curated record.